AUGGCGUCCGCGCCAGCCCAGAACUCGCAGCGCCGCAAUUACAUCCAACAAUUGGACACUCCUUCAACUUCAAGCCUUUUCCCUCUGUCCGCGCAGCAGGCGCAGAACCCCCCUCCUUUGUACCCUGGUUUGGCGCGAGGGCCGGCGUCGAGGUCCAUACGCACCGUGUCAAGCAAUGCAUCUUUGAACGAUUCACGAUAUUUCUCUGGCUCUGGAAGUAGGGUAGCAUCUGGUACGGGUCCUUCAAUUGCGGAGAAGUACUCUCUAUCGCCAGACCCAUCGCUGUGGGGCACAGAUAUUUCGCCUAACCAGCCAGAGCCAGACGAUGAUCUACACAACCCUGAUCCCCGGCGAGACCGCGUGCAUGACGCGGGCGGACAUGUUUUCACUUCGAGAGGUCUCGCCAAUCUCGGUUGUAUCAUGGUUUUAUGUGUCGGUCUCCUCGCGCUCUUUGCCGGCUACCCUAUUGUCUCUCAUUUUACUGCAAGCCCGUUAUCGACGAUGGGUGGCUUCAACAUUGGAGGGAUAAAUGCAAGCGGGCAGAUUCCCGACAUGCCAGGGAACCGUGGCCUAAUUGACCUCGAGACGCCCAGGGACGCCUACAACAAAGUCUCCUACAACGACCCAUCCGUCGAGUAUCAACUUGUGUUCAGCGAUGAGUUCAACACAGAAGGCCGCUCCUUCUAUCCCGGCGAUGAUCCAUAUUGGGAGGCGGUUGACCUUCAUUAUUGGCAAACGAAUAACAUGGAGUGGUACGACCCGGAGGCAGUCACGACGAAGGGGGGUGCUCUGGAGAUCACGCUGUCGCAGAAGGAGACACACGAUCUACAUUACCAAGGAGGGCUGAUUUCAACGUGGAAUAAGUUCUGUUUCACGGGUGGAAUCAUUGAGACAUCUGUCGUUCUUCCUGGUAUCAACAAUGUUGUCGGUCUUUGGCCCGCCGUGUGGACCAUGGGUAACAUAGGUCGUGCCGGCUAUGGUGCCAGUCUAGAAGGAACAUGGCCGUACACAUACGACGCUUGUGACUUGGGAACCCUAGCGAACCAGACACAGAAUGGCGGCCCUCCUGCGGCUCUUAGCGGUGGCGAUAGAUCGCAAGGCGGCGUGCUAUCCUUCCUCCCAGGUCAGAAGCUUUCGCGGUGUACGUGCAAGGGGGAGUCCCAUCCAGGACCCGUGCACGCUGAUGGUACCUACGUUGGGCGUUCUGCCCCCGAGAUUGAUAUAUUUGAAGCACAGAUCACGGGGGAGCCUCUAACGGGUCAGGUGUCUCAGUCCGCUCAAUGGGGGCCUUUCAACGCCGGAUAUGUGUGGUUCAACUCGUCGGACAAUUUGAUCAUCGAUGACCCGACUAUAACUGAGCUCAACUCCUAUACCGGAGGUGUCUUCCAACAAGCAACCUCUGGCGUGACUGAGACGGACCAAAAUUGCUAUGAACUCCGUACAGGAUGUUUCUCUGUAUACGGAUUCGAGUACAAGCCUGGUUUCGAUGGCGCGUAUAUAACUUGGCUAGCAAAUGGCAAGAAGGCGUGGACGUUGAAGCAGGCUGGUAUGGCGGAAGACCCCCUAGCAAAGAUUGCUGCUCGGCCCGUACCUCAGGAGCCUAUGUAUAUCAUCGCGAAUCUGGGCAUGUCCACUAACUUCGGGAAUGUAGAUAUCGAGCAUCUUACCUUCCCAGCAACUAUGCGCGUGGACUGGAUUCGUGUGUACCAGCCGAAGGAUAAUAUUAACAUUGGUUGCGACCCCAAGGACUUUCCCACUGCGGAUUACAUUAAUCAGUACAUUGAUGCGUAUUCAAAUCCAAACCUUACCACCUGGAGGGAUCCACCAUACAGUCAACCAUUCCCCAGAAACAGCCUCGUUGAUGGGUGUUGA
Pleurotus ostreatus (oyster mushroom) is the source of this 1872-nucleotide messenger RNA. RefSeq lists its product as uncharacterized. NCBI's taxonomy places the organism in Eukaryota, Fungi, Basidiomycota, Agaricomycetes, Agaricales, Pleurotaceae. The transcript has 12 exons. The record is from RefSeq and is a predicted model, not a curated record. Bases 1 to 1872 code for a protein of 623 amino acids. Gene Ontology annotation, molecular function: glucosidase activity. Gene Ontology annotation, cellular component: endoplasmic reticulum membrane; plasma membrane. Gene Ontology annotation, biological process: (1->6)-beta-D-glucan biosynthetic process; fungal-type cell wall organization.